Molecule: messenger RNA, 2015 nt
Organism: Phalaenopsis equestris
Lineage: Eukaryota; Viridiplantae; Streptophyta; Magnoliopsida; Asparagales; Orchidaceae
Exons: 4
Coding region: 206-1726 (506 amino acids)
Source: RefSeq, a predicted model, not a curated record
CUGGUCGUUUUAUUUCUGUGUUUCCGUCUCCAUUCCGCUGCAUCAUAUCCAAACAGAAGGAUCUCUUUCGCUCUCGAACCAACUGUAAGCUGAAUAGCAACGAAUUCUGAAGGAUAAGAGAUUGAUAGCAGGAAGUUGAAAGAGAGAAGAUAAAGAUGAGCUUGAACUUCAUGCCUAGUCAGCGACUGGGCGGAAAGCACUCUGCAUGCAUCUGAAGAAAUCAGAGGAUCAGAUCGGCGAGGAAAGCUUUGGGUUCUCCGCCGAUUUCAAUCCUCCUCCUCUCCUGCAGAUUCAUAUCUCAAAACCUAGCUCUGAUUAUGGCUUCCCCUUUCAAUCCUCGCAUAUCUCCUGUGUCCAGGGCCUCCCUCCAGCCUCCACGCCGCACAAGCGUCCUGUCAUGAACCAUGCAGUCGCCGCCGCGGCCAGAGUCGUUGCUCACUGCCGCCCCAUAUCAUCCGUCCGUUUACCGAUCUCAUCUCCUCGCUGCGUCUUAUUCCGCAUCCGAUUAUGCUCUGCGACCCGUUCCGCCCUCCGUCACCUUCUUCGCCGUCUUCGCUUCCGUUUACGCCUUGUUUUUCUUCUCUCAUUUCCCUCUUUCUACUUCCUCCUUGUCACCUUCUCCUUUUCAUCACCCUCUCAUUCCUCCUCUUCUUCAGGGCGUUCUUUCCUUCUAGACUUCUUCUCUGCCGUCGCCUUCUCUUCUGCGAUCCUCUUUCUCCUUUUUCUCUCUCUCAAUCUCUUCUCGCUUUCCUCCCUCCGCCUUCUACUCUCCCGCUCUUACUCCCUGCUCCCUCGUUACCACCGUAUUUCCCCCCGUCCGGUGCAAUGGUUCAUUGGGUCCUCAAUGGAAAAACCCCAAUCGAACUUAAGUACUGCUUCUGGGUUAUCCGUCCAGAUCUACAGUAACGGCGAUGUCUUUGAGGGGGAGUUUCACAAGGGGAAAUGCUCUGGUAGCGGGGUUUACUAUUACUCCAUGAGUGGGCGCUAUGAGGGGGAUUGGGUGGAUAACAAGUAUGAUGGUUAUGGAAUUGAAACCUGGGCGAGGGGGAGCCGUUACAGGGGACAAUAUAGGCAGGGUUUACGACAUGGGUUUGGUGUGUAUCAGUUUUACACUAGAGAUGUGUAUACUGGGGAAUGGUCGAAUGGACAGAGCCAUGGAUUUGGAUUGUAUGCUUGUGGAGAUGGGACCAGAUAUGUUGGAGGUUUCAAGUGUGGCGUUAAGCAUGGCCUUGGGCACUAUCAUUUCAGGAAUGGAGACUCCUAUGCUGGAGAAUAUUUUGCAGACAAAAUGCAUGGAUUUGGGGUUUAUCGUUUCGCAAAUGGACACCGAUAUGAGGGGGCAUGGCACGAAGGACGAAGACAGGGCUUGGGCAUGUACAUUUUCAGGAAUGGUGAGACCCAGGCAGGUCACUGGCAAAAUGGUACUCUUGACAUCUUGAGUACUCAAAACUUGCUUCAUGGUUCCCAAGUUGCAGCGAACCAUUCCAAAGUUCGUAAUGCUGUUCAGGAAGCACAGCGGGCAGCAGAGAGAGCAAUUGAUCUCCCCAGUUUUGAUGAUAUGGCCAAUAAGACCAUUGCAGCAGCAAACAAAGCAGCUAGUGCAGCUAGAGUGGCUGCUGUAAAAGCUGUUCAAAAGCAAAUUCCCAGUAAUGGAGCUCCACCAACCGGAGCCUUAUUCUGGGCAGUGUUUCUUUUACUACUACCGAGCAAUAAGCAUUCAGCCUGAAGACAGUUUGCAGUGCAUCAGAUUAUAUAUUGUUUCCUUGUGCUGCAAAACCAAGUUUGGCAUACCGAUGACGAUGAAUGAGAUGGUGCAUAAGCCCGUCCUAUUUUUUCUUUCCUAUUACAUAAUGUGUAAAUAAAUAUCUUGCAUUUCACGAGAAUGAUGUUUCUUUUUCACGUAGGUCAUGUAGAACUCGAACAAACUUAGUUCUGUAAUUGAGUUAUUGUUGUUGAAGAACAAACGUCUUGACUAGCUUUUAUUCAUACCAACGACAUGCCAUUAUAAUUCUUCA